Molecule: messenger RNA, 274 nt
Organism: Camelina sativa (false flax)
Lineage: Eukaryota; Viridiplantae; Streptophyta; Magnoliopsida; Brassicales; Brassicaceae
Source: RefSeq, a predicted model, not a curated record
UGAGACAUUUGGCGCUAUGGCAAAGACUGAGAAAAUUGCUUUUAUCCUUGAACAAGUUCGCUUGUGCUUGGAUCGUCAAGAUUUUGUUCGUGCACAAAUCUUAUCUAGGAAGAUCAAUCCUAGAGUUUUUGACGCAGAUACAAAAAAGGAUAAGAAGAAACCUAAGGAAGGUGAGAACAUGGUAGAGGAGGCUCCUGCUGAUAUACCCACUUUGUUGGAGCUUAAGCGAAUUUACUAUGAGCUAAUGAUUCGGUAAGGCUUUCUAUCAAAUUGU